CAGCGUGCAGCUGUUCCAUCGUCCGUCAAGAGACACUGUCGCUCUUGCUUGCAGGCAAGGUAGUCCAGGACGAUUAUACCUUUGCCGCCGCCAUGAAUAUCGUCGAAUGGGCCUUUGGAAAGCGCAUGACGCCGGCAGAGCGUCUGCGAAAACAUCAGAGAGCGCUUGAGCGCACCCAGCGGGAGCUGGACCGAGAGCGGAUCAAGCUGGAGAAUCAGGAAAAGAAGCUGGUGCAGGACAUCAAGAAGAGCGCCAAAAACGGACAGAUGGGCGCCUGCAAGAUCCAAGCCAAGGAUCUCGUGAGGACUAGACGAUAUAUCCAGAAAUUCUACUCGAUGCGAACCCAGCUACAAGCGAUUUCGCUACGCAUUCAGACUGUUCGAAGCAACGAGCAGAUGAUGCAGUCGAUGAAAGGGGCCACCAUGCUUCUGGGAAGCAUGAACCGUCAGAUGAAUCUUCCCGCCCUCCAACGGAUAGCGAUGGAGUUCGAAAGAGAAAACGACAUUAUGGACCAACGCCAAGAAAUGAUGGACGAUGCUAUUGAUGACGUUACUGGAUUGGAGGAUGAAGAGGAAGGUGAAGAGGUUGUUAAGGAGGUCCUAGACGAGAUUGGAGUUGACCUCAACCAAGCGAUGGGAGAAACCCCCUCAGGGCUUCAGAAGGCCUCCGCCAGCGAAGCAAGAGUGGCUCAAGCCGUGGGUGGCGGCGGCGGCAGCACCGACGACGACGAUCUUCAGGCUAGAUUGGACAGCCUUCGACGAUGAUUUGACUGGACGAUGGGUUCUUUGGUUCUUUUUUUUUUUUUUUCUCGAUGGCAUUGCUUUCUGUUU
Molecule: messenger RNA, 830 nt
Organism: Paecilomyces variotii
Lineage: Eukaryota; Fungi; Ascomycota; Eurotiomycetes; Eurotiales; Thermoascaceae
Product: SNF7 family protein
Exons: 5
Coding region: 93-764 (223 amino acids)
Biological process (GO): late endosome to vacuole transport; endosome transport via multivesicular body sorting pathway; protein transport
Cellular component (GO): multivesicular body; ESCRT III complex
Source: RefSeq, a predicted model, not a curated record